Molecule: messenger RNA, 1617 nt
Organism: Boeremia exigua
Lineage: Eukaryota; Fungi; Ascomycota; Dothideomycetes; Pleosporales; Didymellaceae
Product: concanavalin A-like lectin/glucanase domain-containing protein
Exons: 3
Coding region: 1-1617 (538 amino acids)
Molecular function (GO): protein binding
Source: RefSeq, a predicted model, not a curated record
AUGAUGCCGCAAGAUCCGCUGCAGGCCGUCCUGCCACCCACAACGCUCUCGCGGUCGUACCUGCCUGUCGAGCAUGCCUCGUCCGCCACCGCCACCAUGUUCGCCCAGGCUUCGCACGCUCUGCACACGUCGUCCAAUGGCGCUGUGCGAGGGUCACGCUACAACAACAACAAUAACGGCCUGGGCUCGACCGCGAAGGGUGUUAUGAUCGGUGUGUUCUCGGUUCUGGGCGCUGCAGGCUUCUGUUUCCUCGUCUUCACCAUUGUCUACUACUUCCGCUACACGCAACAAGGUCGUGUGUUCCUUGACCGCAUGACACGACCUGGCGAAUACGAUGACGAGCAGCAGUUCGCCAAGGAGGAGGCUGAAGCGCUUGAAGAGAUGGACGACCUGCAGAGAACCGAGUAUCUGCGAGCGAAAUCUUUCGUUCAAGUCAACCCGCCCGAGUCUGUGCAGACCGACAUCUCCUUAUCGCAAUUCCUCGCAAUACAAGAGAAGGGCGUCUCAGCUUGGGAAUUUGAGCCAGAACUCGAAAUCGCCAACUGUUUCGUCGAAGGUCGGACCGAGAUCGAGUUCUUUGACUCGGAGUGCAGCGUCCAAAGCAAUUUACCGAUACCGAAGCAGAACGAAGUAUACUACUGGGAAGCCAAGAUAUACGAAAAGCCGGAGAACACAAGCAUUGCAAUUGGCGUCACGACAAAGCCUUAUCCGCUAUUCAGGUUACCAGGUUACCACAAGUCUUCCAUCUCCUACGGAUCGAACGGCAAUCGACGCCACAACCAACCCUUCAAACCUUCUGCGUACGGACCGGCAUAUGUUCAAGGAGAUGUCAUUGGAGUAGGAUACAGGCCUCGCACUGGAACGAUUUUCUUCACCCGCAAUGGCAAAAAACUUGACGACGUUGCCCACGGUCUCAAGACCCAAAACUUCUUCCCCACAGUCGGAGCCCAGGGACCUUGUCAGGUGCACGUCAACUUCGGACAGAUGGGAUUCGUGUUCAUUGAAGCAAACGUAAAGAAAUGGGGCCUUGCCCCGCAGACGGGCAGCCUGGCUCCCCCUCCACCGUACGGGAGCGAACAAGGGUCGAUUCUCCUGGACUCUGGUCGCGAAGGCAUCAGGGAAGGCAUGGCUGGCAACUAUAUUUCUGCAGGUUAUGGACAUGCGAGAUCCAGUAGCCAGCAAGUGCGUCUCGGACGUAACCAACCCACAAGCCCUGGCCCUCAGCGCAGUCCCACUGACAUCUCCCUGGCAGCUUUCAGCCUCGUGGACUCCAACGAAGACAUUGGCGAAGGGACCAGCGCAGAAGCCAGCAACGCACACGAGCUGGCGCACGAAGCUGCACGCGGACUGGGAUUCCUUCAGCCUGGAGAGCUUCCACCCGAAUACACCAGCCCUGUUGGAUCACCAAACCUUGAAGCUGGCCGACACAUGCGUGAUUACUGGGAAGAACGGGAACAAACUCCUCUUUUGCAGAAUCAGCAACACGAGCCGGAGUCUGAGCGGCCUCUUCCCAGCUAUGACAGUGCGGUCGCCAACGCGCCACACAUCCGACAGCCCACAAUUCGGGUGCGAAGUGCUACUGAAACCUCUCGCACACCCCGUGGAGGCCGUCGCUGA